Molecule: messenger RNA, 555 nt
Organism: Danaus chrysippus (African queen)
Lineage: Eukaryota; Metazoa; Arthropoda; Insecta; Lepidoptera; Nymphalidae
Source: the annotation of a GenBank genome assembly
UUGGUAGCCAGAGCGCAAAAGGAAAUAACCACAAACGAACGAUCAGUAGGUUUUGUGAGAGAAGGCACUAGGGCUACAAAAUCAAACGUCAAGCCUUAUUCCAUCCUUAAAGCGGCGUCUGAUUGGACUAUAAUGAUGGACACGUAUGAAAAACAAUAUAAAAUCCCCGAGGAUAUUUGUGCGUCGGCCUCCAGACCGGAUAUAUUUUUGUUUUCGCGAAUUUUAAAGCGCGUAGUGAUGAUAGAGCUUACGGUCCCUUGGGAAACCAACAUCCCCAAAGACCAUACCAUCAAGGUCAACAAAUAUUACGAGCUCACAAACGAACUUACUCGAAAUAGGUUCGUAGUAGAUUUGUACGCGGUAGAGGUGGGAGCGAGAGGUAUAACAGCAAAAUCUCUCUAUAACCUACUAAAGGACUUGGGAUUGUCCAGAACUCAUAUUAAUGCAUUCUUGGAUCGUACAUCGAAGGCAGCCCUAGUAGGUUCUUUUCAAAUUUGGUUAGGUAGGGAGAGGAGCUUGGACAGUGGAGGUGAGCGUAUAACGCGCGUUAGUUAA